AUGUCCAACCCCAGUCAGUCAGAGCUCAUUCACACGUUUAAGGGGAUUCCCUUUACCACCAGGUCUUCUCCAGAACUCUUAAAAUGCUUGGAUACUUUUGAUGCUAGAGAAGAUGAUGUCGUUUUGGUUUCCUAUCCCAAAUCUGGCACUCAUUGGCUUGCGGGAGUUAUAACGAAGCUUUACAAUACUCAAGUUACACUAACAUCUCCCAUUGAAUUUGGAGAUGUUUCCAGACUGGAGGAGCUGAAUAAACUCUCAUCAAAGAGAAUCAUUCCAACACACUUAGACUACAACAUGUUACCUCCAAAUUUUAAGAAUAAAAAAUGCAAGAUGAUCUACAUCAGCAGAAAUCCAAAAGAUACUGCAGUGUCCAUGUAUCAUUACUACAGAGAUAACCCAAACCUUCCCACUAUAGACACCUGGACCGCUUUCUUUGAUUUGUUCUUAAAAGGAGACGUUGUCUGUGGAUCCUGGUUUGAUCAUUUCCUAAGUUGGGAAGAACAUGAAAAUGACAGAAACAUCCUCUUUUUGUUCUAUGAAGACAUGAAGAAGGAUCUCCCUAAGAUUGUAAAGGAAAUUAUUCUGUUCCUGGGUUUAAACAUCAGUGAAAAUGAUAUCCAAGACAUCUGCAAGAAGUCCUCGUUCUCAGAAAUGAAACAUGACACAGAAAAGGAAAACAGUGAUCCCAGUCACACAGUUUGUGCACUGACAUCCAACAGAAAGCUGAUUUUCCGAAAAGGCACUGUUGGUGAUUGGAAGAACCAUUUCACCCCAAAGCAGAAUCUAAGGUUUGAGGAGAUUUUUAAUGAGAAAAUGAAACUCAGCAAAAUGGCGAAAAAUCUCACCUAUGAAUUUUGA
Molecule: messenger RNA, 858 nt
Organism: Opisthocomus hoazin
Lineage: Eukaryota; Metazoa; Chordata; Aves; Opisthocomiformes; Opisthocomidae
Product: sulfotransferase 6B1
Molecular function (GO): sulfotransferase activity
Source: RefSeq, a predicted model, not a curated record